AUGCUUAGUUCCUUGACAKUAUAAGAACCAUAAAAAUAAAAURUGAGUGGGAUGUWYCGCKUCCUCUUACGCCUCUGGCUACAGUGGUGCAGUCAAUGCUGGAAGUUCAACGUUUUCGAACCAGACACAAUGUCAAUCGCGUAACUUUAUUCAAUAUUGAUAAUGUAAUGUUUGGAAGUAACAAAAGACGAGUGUUACGUUGUAGUUAAAUCGCCUCGAUAUUUAGAGAGGGGUGGGUGCGUGCGCGAGACAUGAGUGCCCAUGUAGCGCAGCUAGGAUGAGUUGUCAUCAGACUUCUACAUGGGCGGACGACUUCUGUACAACAGGAAAACGAACUAGAAGCGCUUGCAUCAAUUUUUGGAGAAGAUUUUAAUGAUCUGAGUAAUAACCAUCCAUGGAAGAUCAAAAGACCACUAGAGGUAUACCUGUGCCUGCGACCUAAUGGACUAAGCAAUGGGAAGGAAAGUUAUGUGACAGUGGACCUGCAGGUCCAAUGCCCACCUACGUACCCUGAUGUCUGAUGAUAUAUGAGCUGGCCGACCAUGUCCAGGGGUUCCUGAGUGAACACAACAAGCCUCCGUUCAGCUCCUUUCAUGAGGAGAUGCUGAAGAACCAGCGGCUGCAGCAGGAGAAGCUGGCGCUGGAGGAGCAGGAGAAGCUGGACCAACGCCGCAGGCAGGAGGAGCAGACGAAAUCUGAGAUCAUGGCUGAAAUCCAAAGAAGAGAGGAGGAGAAACGAGAGGAGAAGAAGAGGAAAGAAAUGGCCAAACAGGAGCGCUUUGAGAGUUUGGACCAGCCUGCCGUGGAAAGUUGUUCUGUAUUGGGCAGCUCACCUUGUUCCCCUGGGCUUCCACUUGAGCUCACUGAACCCAGAAAAGGGGCCAACCACCGGAGACGAACCAACUCGAACACCCGCCACAGACGGGACACAUACAGCGAGGAUAGCCAACGCUCACAGGAAGUGCUUCACUUCAGCAACAGUACCCUGGGGGACAUCGUAGUGCAUAGAGGGAAGUGCCUAGGGGAAAGUGAGAGGCUUGGCCGUAAUGUUUAUAAUGCGUUCGAUGCGACCAACGGAGAGUUUGCUGUAGUAUACGAGUGGAUCCUACGCUGGAACAAGAAGAUUGGCAAGUUCUUCACCAGCGAGGAAAUCAGGAAGAUUGACAAUUGUAAAAAGCAGAUCCAUGGAGCAGAGAGUGAGCUGAACUCCCUGCUGAAGCUGGAGCACCCUAACCUGGUGCACUACCAGGCCCUGAGCUCCAGUGAGAGGGAUGACUGCCUGGUGGUGGACCUGCUGGUGGAGUAUGUCGGGGUCAGCAGCAGUCUGAGCCAGAGCCUGGCCAGCCAGACCGCCAUCCCCCUGGAGCGCCUCCGUCUGCUCACCACCCAGCUCCUGGCUGCCCUCGACUACCUCCACUCCAACUCUGUUGUCCACAAACAGCUGGGCGCCUCUAGUGUGCUGCUGGACCACCAGGGCAAUGUGCGUCUCACAGACUACAGCCUCUCCAAGAGACUGGGUGACAUCUGCAAUGAGGACAUCUUUGUGCAGGCCCGCGUGCGCUUCUGUGAGGACAUGCUUCCCACCAAGGCUGGGAAGAAAGGGGACGUAUGGAGCCUGGGGCUUAUGCUGCUGGCACUGAGCCAGGGGAAGGAGGUCAGGGAGUACCCUGUGUCUGUGCCCACCAGCCUGCCAGCUGACUUCCAGGACUUCCUUAACAGGUGUGUGUGCCUGGAUGAUUCUGACCGCUGGAACACCCAGCAGCUCUUGGACCACCCCUUCCUCAACCCUCCACUUCCAAAGACCCCUCUACAGUGCCAGGAUGCUAGUCCAGAAGACAAUGGGGAUGACUUUGCGUCGUCGGUCAUCCCUCACAGUCACAUCCUCAACGCCCCGUUCAGCACUGGGCUGCAGAGGCAGUUCUCACGCUACUUCAAUGAGUUUGAGGAGUUACAGCUGCUGGGGAAAGGAGCUUUUGGUGCCGUUAUCAAGGUCCAGAACAAGUUGGAUGGCUGUUACUAUGCUGUGAAGCGUAUCCAGGUGAACCCGGCCAGUAAGCAGUUCCGUAGGAUCAAAGGUGAGGUAACGCUGCUCUCACGCCUCAACCAUGAGAACAUCGUCCGCUACUACAACGCCUGGAUCGAGAGGCACGAGACCCCCUCAACGGGGGUCCUGAGCUCAGACAGCUCCGAGCCCAAGAGCACAGCGGAGAAUCUGCCCCAGGUCCGAGCCCCCUCUCUGCGACUCAAUGAGCUGGGCUUCAGCAUUCUUGACAACGUGGAGGACAACGCCCCUCCCCCCGCCCUGGCCAGCUCGGUGGAGUGGAGCACCUCCAUCGAAAGGUCCUCUAGCGCCAAGUGUAGUGGCCACGAGACCAGCGAUGAGGACGAUGACGAUGAAGAGGAUGUCUUCUGUGCCUCGUUCCUCCCAUCAAACAGUGACUCAGAGAGUGACAUCAUUUUUGACAAUGGGAAUGGCAGCAUAUCUCAGGAGGAGCCAAGCAAGAGAGUGGAGGGUGACACGAUAGAUAGCACAGACUCGGAGAGGCCACAGCUCAUAGCACAUUACCUUUACAUCCAGAUGGAAUACUGUGAAAAAAGCACUUUGCGAGACACCAUUGACCAGGGCCUCCAUCAGGACAACAGUCGCCUGUGGAGGUUCUUCAGGGAGAUCCUGGAUGGCCUGGCCUACAUCCACGAACAGGGGAUGAUUCAUCGAGACCUCAAGCCUGUCAACAUUUUCUUGGACUCUCAGGACCAUGUGAAAAUUGGAGACUUUGGCCUGGCCACAGACCAUCCUGCUAAUGUGGCUGCAGCAGGUAAACUGGAUAUUGAGGAGAGUGGCUCUGUUCUGAUUCUCAAAUCGGACCCAACAGAGAAUAUGACUGGUAUGGUUGGUACUGCCUUGUAUGUCAGUCCAGAGGUGCAAGGAAAUACUAAAGCCACUUACAACCAGAAAGUGGAUCUGUUUAGCUUGGGUAUCAUCCUGUUUGAGAUGUCCUACCGGCCCAUGACCACCGGAUCUGAACGCAUCUCAGUCCUGAGCCAGCUGCGCAUGGAGGACAUCCACUUCCCUGAAGACUUCCCUGAGUGUAAGAGUGGAAUGCAGAGGAAGGUGAUUGGCUGGCUGUUGAACCAUGACCCGGCGCUGCGUCCCACGGCCCAGGAGCUCCUGAAGAGUGAUCUGCUGCCCCCGCCCCAGAUGGAGGAGUCAGAGCUCCACGAGGUCCUGCAGCACACCAUGGCUAACGUCAAUGGCAAGGCCUACCGCACCAUGGUCAACCAGCUGUUCUCCCAGAACACCUCCCCCGUCAUGGACUACACCUACGAUAUCGACCUCCACAAGGGUAGUUUUAAUUUCAACAGUGCUAAAUUGCAACAGUAUGUGUACGAAACAAUUACCAGGAUCUUCAAGAAACACGGGGCUGUGUGUCUCCAGACCCCCUUGCGCCUCCCCAGGAACAGGAAGCUGUAUGACGGCAGUGAGCCGGCCUGCUUGAUGGGCCACAGUGGCAUGCUGGUCACCCUGCCCUACGACCUCCGGAUUGCAUUCGCAAGAUUUGUGGCCAGAAAUAAUAUUACCCAUUUCAAGAGGUGGAGCAUUGAGCGUGUGUUCCGGCCCAGAAAGCUGGACAGGGCCCACCCCAGGGAGCUGCUGGAGUGUUCCUUUGACGUCAUUGUCCCCGKCACUAAUAGCCUGCUGCCUGACGCUGAGACCAUUUUCACCAUCGCAGAGAUUAUCCAGGAGUUCAGUGUCCUGCAGUUGCAGACGCUGUAUAAAUACAUAGAGCAGAAAGGAGACCUGCAGGACCUGGUCCCCCUCAUCACCUCUCUGACCAAACAGAAGACUGGCAAAGCAGGGCUUAAAGACCAGGAGGAACUCACUGGCCUGCUCAGGAGACUGGAGGCAAGCUACAGUUUGUCCUUCAUCAAGAAACGCAGACGCACAGUGCCAGACAUCAUGGCUGCAGGAGGGAGAUACGACCACCUGGGGCCAGUUUGGCUCUGGACAAGGUCUGUGCUGCCCUGGCCAGCAUGGAAGAGCCGUCCCAGGAGACUAUGCUGGAGCCCUGUAGACAGGCUGGCAUCACCUGCAUGGCCCUUGUCUCAGACAAGGACGGGAACUACAUCAAGGUCAAGUCCUUUGAGAAGGAAAGGCAGUCUGAGAAGAGGAUUCCAGAGUCUGACCUUGUGGAUCACAUUGUUCAGAAAUGUCGGACCAAAUUCUUUGCGGAGAGAAAUAUCCGGGAAACCUCUGAGACUGUCUCUUCAGAACACCAAGGGGUCACUCGUCAAUGCCUCAGGAUCGUCAGAGCAGCACGGGAGCAGCGCCUCCAGUAACAUCAAUGUGUUACUUAUCUCACCAGAGGUGUCCUCCAGCGCAAGACGGCGCUACGAGACCCAGAUUCAAACCAGAUUGCAUUAUCUUGCUAGCAAUUUACAGAACAAGAGCAAUGCCAUCGAAGUUCUGGCUGUGGACCUGCCGAAGGGAACUCUCAUCAACUUCCUAUCAUUGGAGUUUGAUGGAGAUGAGCAGUUCAACAUCMGCGUUAAACGUCUGCUGUCACAUCUCCCCAAGCAGCGCUACCUCAAGUCCAUCUGUGAAGAGAUCCACUGCUUCAAAAUCCUAAAAUGGGUUGCUGUGGUGGUUUUGUACAGCUACAAGGACGAUUACUACAAGAUUCUUCUGUAGCAGCUCCAAGCACAACAGGCUUCCUGUGGCGCUUUUCUAUAUAGAGAAACAGUAUCUGUUUAGAAAUAUGACUUUCCUUUUGAGACUGUGAACCUAAAGGGAAAAGUGAACUUUUAGUGUUAAAUUGUGAUCCAGUUACAAUCAGCUCUGAACCUCACUGCAUUUUUUUGCUCCUCCCUACAACUAGAAGGCAAAAAAAUGGUUUCUAAUCUUCUUACUGUACCUGCUUUAAUGUGUAAYGGUUAAUGUACAUUCUGAAGAGGAAUGUUUUUUUGAUUGCAGAUAGUGUUGCUAUAUUUCCAAAUAAAUGGCCAAUUCCAUAUUUUUAAAGUGACAUGAUGAGUAAUGGCAUUAAAUCUCAUAUUUUCCCUCA
This is a messenger RNA of Salvelinus sp. IW2-2015, 5063 nucleotides long. Lineage: Eukaryota; Metazoa; Chordata; Actinopteri; Salmoniformes; Salmonidae. The record is from RefSeq and is a predicted model, not a curated record.